Molecule: messenger RNA, 1477 nt
Organism: Crotalus tigris (Tiger rattlesnake)
Lineage: Eukaryota; Metazoa; Chordata; Lepidosauria; Squamata; Viperidae
Gene: TPT1
Product: tumor protein, translationally-controlled 1
Exons: 6
Coding region: 137-655 (172 amino acids)
Cellular component (GO): cytoplasm
Molecular function (GO): calcium ion binding
Source: RefSeq, a predicted model, not a curated record
AUAUGAGCUCCGCGGAGGCGCCUCCUCGGCCUUUUUCCGCCUCGUUCUUCGCUCGCGCCGGGGGCUGCCGCCACUAGCGCUCUUCCACCCGACACCGCCGGCCCGCCGCCGCCGCCGCCCGCCCGCCGCCUCAGCCAUGAUCAUCUACCGCGACUGCAUCAGCCAAGAUGAGAUGUUCUCGGAUAUCUACAAAAUCACAGAAGUUGCCAACGGCCUCUGCCUGGAAGUGGAAGGGAAGAUGGUCAGCCGGAAAGAGGGCGAAAUUGACGAUGCUCUGAUUGGUGGAAACGCGUCCGCCGAAGGCCCCGAGGGAGAUGGCACAGAGGCCACCGUCAUCACCGGGGUUGACAUCGUCAUGAACCACCACCUCCAGGAGACCUCUUUCACCAAGGAAUCUUACAAAAAGUACAUCAAGGACUACAUGAAGUCGAUCAAAGCCAGAUUGGAGGAAACUAAGCCAGAGAGAGUAAAGCCUUUUAUGACAGGGGCAGCUGAGCAAGUCAAGCACAUCCUGGGAAACUUCAAAAAUUAUCAGUUUUUUGUAGGCGAGAACAUGAAUCCAGACGGCAUGGUGGGGCUACUGGACUUCCGCGAAGAUGGCGUGACCCCCUAUAUGAUUUUCUUUAAGGAUGGAUUAGAGAUGGAAAAAUGUUAACAAGAAACCAAUCAUUCCGAAUCAUUUGUCAUCAUAAUUGGCUGCUGCUCUUUAUUCAUCAUCCCAACAAAAAAAAAAAAAAACACCAUCAUGACUCAACAAAUGUCUGCAAACCUGGACCUGAUUUCAUCUUGAGCUUAAUUUGAUUUAUUUUGAUCCCCUUCCCCCGAAUUAAUUGGAAGUGGAGGCAUUUGGGGUUUUUUUUGUUUUGGGUUUUUUUAAAAAAAAAAAAGGAGGAAAAAAAAACUGUCUUGUAGGCUGUCUAAAAUAAAAAAAAAACUCAUUUAAACCCAGCAUUAGGUGACGCCUCUUGGUUUAAUGUGUUGAGCGGGAUUCUUGUAGCUGUUGUGCGUUUGGAUGGCUUGCUAUCUCCCUAGCGGUAGUGUGGCCUUUAGCGGUUGCGUCUCCACAUACUGGGACUUUGACAACUGGAAGAUCGAAUUGGCCACAACCGAACUGUUGUUUAGACAACUUGGAAAAAACUUCUAAUAAAUAAAAGAAGACGGAAGACUUUAUGAAAGCAGACUUCGCAGCUCGUCACGCGGCAAAUCGCAAUAACUACUCGGGAGGACAAGGUGUGGCGUAGCUCCACACGCCAAUCUGAAUAUUUCGCCCGUAAAGGAGGAGAGAUGUCGUAAUUUUUUUUUUCAACAAACACACAUCAUGGCAAAUGCUGAUUUGAGCAGAAAGUGGGAAGAGAAUUCCUGGCAGCGGGAACGAGAAUAUUGGGCAAGGAACCUACGCAUUUCUCGAGGCGUCGCUGACGUGUUGUAAUAACGAAAUAACUGUAAUUUAAAUACAUUAAGUAUAAUACCAAUUUCA